GCUUCCUCGUCCUUCCUUUCCUUUGACCAUCACCAUGCGAGCCUUCUUUGUCCUCUCUGCCCUUGUUUCCACUGCCCUCGGUUACCUAGUCACCCGCCCUAACCAAUCUCAGGGCUGGACAAACCAAGGCCCACAGACUGUCGAUAUUGACCACAAAGAAAGUGUACACUGGGAACGUGUUUCGACCGACCCCGAGACCUUUGCUCUCGUCCUCACCAAUGUGAACAGGGACCUCUUACCUUCUGACAUCGUGCUCGCCUCCUCUGUGGAUGGUACUAGUGCAACUUCUUUCACGGUCGAGGAACCCGAAGGAGGGUGGCCCGCGCAUGGAGGAUCUUAUCGCGUGAACCUCGUGAGGAGCGAGCGCGAACUCAACACCAUUUUGGCCCAGUCAAGCGAGUUUAACAUCACCGCGUCCUCUUCUACGCCUUCCUCCAGCAGCCGUGGAGCGAGUGUCAGUGGAUCUGUCACGCACGCAGCGCAUAGCUCUACUGCAUCGUCGACGGCCACGCGUUCGAACACCAUUGCGUCUGGGUCUGGUGUCCGGGAAGAGGAGGCCGUCCAAACCAAUGCGGACGAUGAUAUGGUCGCCCCUGGAUCAGGGUCCGCUUCUAGCCUUCACCUCCCCGUCGUUCUCGCCGGGGCGGCUGCUUUGCUCGGAGGCUCGUUGGUGAUGUAACUGCACACCUCAGUUGUCACAGAGAAAACCAUAUACGUCUCCCAUUUUCUUGGACUCUGCACACACAUUGGACAUUUAUGAUACAUAUGUACACGAUUCUUUGAUCUACGGACUCCGCACAUAGCCUAAAGACCAUUUGUAAUAGAGUCAUUCCA
Molecule: messenger RNA, 834 nt
Organism: Coprinopsis cinerea okayama7#130
Lineage: Eukaryota; Fungi; Basidiomycota; Agaricomycetes; Agaricales; Psathyrellaceae
Exons: 4
Coding region: 35-679 (214 amino acids)
Source: RefSeq, a predicted model, not a curated record